Molecule: messenger RNA, 655 nt
Organism: Neodiprion virginianus
Lineage: Eukaryota; Metazoa; Arthropoda; Insecta; Hymenoptera; Diprionidae
Gene: e(r)
Product: enhancer of rudimentary homolog
Exons: 3
Coding region: 215-526 (103 amino acids)
Source: RefSeq, a predicted model, not a curated record
GUGGAACCCGGACCGUUCCAAUUCCAAUACCUUUGUUCAAUCGAAUACUCUGGACCUGCAGUUUUGUGGUUAUUUUUGCAAAUCUCAACCCUGCGUUUUAUUUCCAUUAUCAAUUUUGUAAAACAUUUGCUAACUAUACAGCCAAAAACGUUUACGUCUCCACUUCGAUCGCCACAUCGCAGUUUUCACAUCCAAACUGAUUUGACUUGACAAAAUGUCUCACACUAUAUUGCUUGUUCAGCCAGGAACCAGGCCUGAAACGAGGACAUACUCGGAUUAUGAAAGUGUCAACGAGUGUAUGGAAGGUGUAUGCAAAAUCUAUGAAGAGCAUUUGAAGAGGCGAAAUCCCAACACACCUACCAUCACAUAUGACAUCAGUCAAUUAUUUGACUUUGUUGAUCAAUUGACAGACUUGUCAUGUUUGGUUUACCAAAAAUCGACAAACACUUAUGCCCCCUAUAACAAGGAUUGGAUCAAAGAAAAAAUAUAUGUGUUAUUACGCCGAGCCGCUGGCCACAGCGAAUAACCUUUGCCAUUAAGUACACCUAAGAACGAGACCUUUAUCUUCACGUAUAAGCUAAGUUAAUUCUAAGUACAUUAUUAUAAUAUUGUCUAUAUUAUUAUUAACAAUAAAUGAGCAGUAAGAAAAACGAAA